CUCGAUUUUCCAUAAGACGAUUUUUCAGAUUGAAAAAGUAUUUACGAAUCGUAUUAAUUAUUCUGACAAUUUGCAGUAUGGUUUCUAUAUCCAAAAUAUUAUCAUCGGGAUUGAUAUUUGCAUCUCAAGAUCAAUUUAGAGAUGUAAAUGAUGCUUCACUUCUGGCUAAAGAACAAUACAAUAUAGUUAAAUAUUUAGCAGCUGCUGGACCCUAUAUUCAAAAUCCAGGAAAUGGGAUCAGUACCGAGAUUCCAGAACAAUGCAGUGUUGAACAGGUUCAAUACUAUUCUAGACAUGGUGAAAGAUUCCCUGGGAUUUCUGCUGGUAAGAAACAUCAAAAGUUGGUUGACAGAUUACAAAAUUAUUCAAAAUCAAUCAAUGGUCCAUUAUCAUUCUUGAAUGAGUAUACCUAUUACGCUAAUGAUGAUUUAUACGAAUAUGAAACCACCCCAAGUAAUUCGCCUGGUCCAUACACUGGAUAUGAAACUUUGGCUAAAGCCGGAUCUAGUUUCAGAGCUAGAUAUAAUGAUUUAUAUGAAAAACAAAAAGAUGAUAAAUUACCAAUUUUCAUCGCUGCUUCUAAAAGAGUUUAUGAUUCAGCCAUUUUUUUCACUCAAGGGUUCCUUGGGGACGAAUUUAGUGAUGACAAGUAUGAAAAAGUGGUUGUUAGUGAAGAAAAAUCUCAAGGGGUCAAUUCUUUAACUCCUCGUUGGGCAUGUCCUGAAUUCAAUAGUAGUUCUAAUAAAGAAUACGUUUCUCAAUUUCCUUCUACUUAUCUUGAUGAUAUCGUUGACCGAGUCACUAAAGAUAAUGACGGUUUAGAAGUUUCUACUGAUGAUGUUAAAAAUUUCUUUGAAUUAUGUGCUUAUGAAUUAAAUUCAAAAGGUUAUAGUCCAUUUUGUGAUUUAUUCACUCAAAAUGAAUUUGUUAAUUACGCUUACGCUAAUGAUUUGAAUUUCUAUUAUAGUUCUGGUCCAGGUGGUAAUUAUACUAAAGAAAUCGGUUCAGUUCAAUUAAAUGCAAGUUUGGCUUUAUUAAAAGAUGAUGAUUCAAAUAAUAAAAUUUGGUUAACUUUCUCUCAUGAUACCGAUAUCGAAAUCUUCCAUGCGGCUUUGGGCUUAUUUGAUCCAAUUAACCCAUUACCUAAUGAUCGAGUUGAAUUUAGAGAUACUUAUCGUCAUACGGACAUUGUUCCAAUGGGUGGGAGAACAAUUACUGAAAAAUUGAAGUGCGGUGAUGAUACCUUCGUCAGAUUUGUCAUCAACGACGCCGUGGUAACCGUGCCUGGCUGCUCAAAUGGUCCUGGGUUCAGUUGUAAAUUACAAGAUUUCGAAAAUUACAUCGAAAAGAAAAUCGGUUCCAUCGAUUUCCACCAAAAUUGUAAAGUUCCUGCUGACAUUCCUCAAUUCUUGACCUUCUACUGGGACUACUCCUCCGGCCAAUACAACGCCGAAGCCCCAAGAACCACCGCUUGAUUGGCAUCUUCUGAUUGCUCAAUCCAAUUAAAAUAAAAUACCUUAAUAAAAUUGCAAAAC
This is a messenger RNA of Hyphopichia burtonii NRRL Y-1933, 1535 nucleotides long. RefSeq names its product histidine phosphatase family protein. Lineage: Eukaryota; Fungi; Ascomycota; Pichiomycetes; Serinales; Debaryomycetaceae. The transcript has a single exon. Gene Ontology annotation, cellular component: fungal-type cell wall. Gene Ontology annotation, molecular function: acid phosphatase activity. The record is from RefSeq and is a predicted model, not a curated record. The coding region runs from base 78 to 1475 and encodes 465 amino acids.